Labrus bergylta (ballan wrasse) is the source of this 1011-nucleotide messenger RNA. Its product is annotated as dehydrogenase/reductase SDR family member 11. Gene Ontology annotation, molecular function: oxidoreductase activity. The record is from RefSeq and is a predicted model, not a curated record. NCBI's taxonomy places the organism in Eukaryota, Metazoa, Chordata, Actinopteri, Labriformes, Labridae.
GGAGCUGCAGCCUCCACCUUGCUGUGUUCACGAGCAUCUGACUGCAAAAGCUCGUGCUCGGCUCUACUGCUAACCUCGCUGCCCCUCUUAUGAAACUGUGAAGAGUUUCGUGUUUCUUUCAGGUAACAGGUGUACCGGUUGUGAUGGACCGCUGGAGGGGCAGAGUGGCUCUGGUGACCGGAGCCUCGGUGGGGAUUGGUGCCGCUAUAGCCAAGGUGGUGGGCUGUGCCAGGGACAUCGAAAAACUACAGAAACUGGCAGCUGAGUGUCAAAGUGCCGGACACAGCGGCGUUUUUGUGCCUUACAAGUGUGACUUGAGCAACGAGGAGGAGAUUGUGUCCAUGUUCUCUGCCAUCAAAUCUCAGCACAAAGGUGUGGACGUGUGCAUUAACAACGCAGGCGUUGCUCAUCCAGACCCUCUGUUAACCGGCAAAACCAGCGGCUGGAAGAACAUGCUGGAUGUGAAUGUUCUUGGAUUGUGUGUUUGCACACGUGAAGCAUAUCAGUCAAUGAAAGAAAGAAAUGUGGAUGACGGACACAUCAUCAACAUAAACAGCAUGAGCGGACAUCGUGUGGUUCAAAAUCCUGACUCGCAUUUCUACAGCUCCACCAAGUACGCUGUGACGGCCCUGACGGAGGGUUUGAGACAGGAGCUGCGUGAGGCGAAGACCCACAUCAGAGCCACAUGCAUUUCUCCCGGUCUUGUGGAGACCGAAUUUUUUCAACGGCUCUACAGUGACAAUCCUGAAAAAGCUGCUGCUCCUCUCUCUACACUAAAGCCGUUGGAAGCCAUUGACAUUGCAAACUCAGUCACAUAUGUCCUGAGUGCCCCCCCACAUGUGCAGAUUGGAGACAUCUGGAUGCGACCUGUGGAGCAGGUAUCAUAGUAGUGCAACAUGUCACGGCUGACAAAUUCUAAAUCUGACCGAUUUUCUACAUCUGUGAACUUAAUCUCUGGCUUUGUAUUGUCAUUUUGCACUAACAGAAUAAAAAGUCUCAUUUGAAUAUGAA